Pelodiscus sinensis (Chinese soft-shelled turtle) is the source of this 3719-nucleotide messenger RNA. The record is from RefSeq and is a predicted model, not a curated record. Lineage: Eukaryota; Metazoa; Chordata; Testudines; Trionychidae.
GCAAGUAAUACUCUAUACAUUAAAUAAAAAUGAAUGUUGAUAUUACUGUCAGCUGCCCGUGUGCUCACUGGGCAUGCUCACUUGCAAUUGCUCUGUCGCUCUCUCCUGAGUCUUUUGCUGUCCCCUCAGUUUUUUCCUCCAUGCCUCUCUUUGCAGGGAGAAGAGGCUUGUGAAAGAUGGAAGGGCUGACACAUUCUGGAGAGCAGGUUUCCUUUCUUCUUUUCCUUUAACAUCACGCAGCCUCCUUAUUGUUUAAAGGCAUUAUUGUUUGGACUUGAUCGGCUUCUUCUACGCAAGAGACCAGACCUAGUUCUGUGAGGAAAUGGAUACCUCUUCCAAACAAUGUCCAGUCAAAAAACGAGUGAAAAUCCAUCCCAACACAGUGACAGUGAAAUAUACAUCCCAUUAUCCCCAACCUGGAGAAGAGGUUUCUGAUGAAACCAGUGAUGAUAUUGGAAGCUUUGUGGAAGACAAUCCAAAGAAAAGAUUGCUGAGUGACAGAAAAAGGAAAGGAAGAGCCUUCUUUGGAACUAUGGAUAUGCAACCUCAGCCAGCCCAAGAAAUGGAAGACAAUGAGACUGGUCAACACCAUAAUUUUACAGAUGGAAGCAUAUUUCAGUCCAGAAAGACUUGGGUAGUACUUUUUGCCUCUGCCUUGGCUCAUGGCUGUGUGGCUCUGAUAACUAGACUUGUUUCUGAUCGAUCCAAAGUGCCAUCUCUAGAACUAAUUUUUGUUCGUUCAGUCAUACAAGUGUUGUCUGUCAUUGUUGUGUGUUACUACCAUGAGGACCCCUUCGGACCAAAAGGACACAGAUUGCAACUCUUCUUUUAUGGUGUUUGCAAUGUUAUCUCCAUUACCUGUGCUUACACUUCCUUCACUAUAGUACCCCCAAGCAAUGGAACCAUUAUGUGGAGAGCCACCACCACUGUCUUUAGUGCCAUUUUGGCUUUUUUACUAAUAGAUGAACGAAUGGCUUAUAUAGACAUAAUGACAGUGGUUAGCAGUAUCUUUGGUGUUUGCCUGGUCAUGUUCCCCAACAUUGUUAAUGAAGAAAACUCUUUGCUCAGUGUCUGGAAAGAAGCCUUUGGCUACACCAUGACAGUUAUGGCAGGCUUGACCACAGCUCUUUCCAUGAUUGUCUACAAGUCAAUCAAAGAUCAUGUCAGUAUGUGGACUGCAUUAUUUACUUUUGGUUGGACUGGAACUGUGUGGGGAGCCUCCACCAUGUUUUUUCUUCAAGAGCCAAUUAUACCACUGGAUGGAGAAACCUGGAGCUAUCUCAUUGCUAUCUGUAUAUGUUCUACUGUGGCUUUCUUGGGGGUCUAUUAUGCCUUGAAUAAAUUUCACCCAGCUCUGGUCAGCACAGUGCAACACUUAGAGAUUGUGACAGCCAUGAUUCUGCAGCUUGCGGUGCUCCGCAUCUUUCCCAGCAUUUAUGACCUCAUUGGGGGGGCCAUCAUUAUGAUUAGUGUCGUUUUCCUUGCAUGUUAUAAGGUGUCCUGGAAGAAUUUAGGAAGGCAAGAUUAUCAGGAGAUAGUGGAUUCUUCCAUUAAAUGAAUGUCAGUUUGUUGUAGUCUUUUCUGUAAUCGUUUCUGGGCUGCCGUGUGAAAUUAAUGUUCAUUUGCCAAUGUCCUUUGUGUAGUAGAGUGGACAGAGUCCUAAUUUUCUUGUUCAGAAAUAAUAGGCUAGACUAUACCUGAUAACAUGAUUUUGGAAUCAGUGGAAUUGCACCAGAGAUGAACUUGUCUAAAUGUGUAAAAUAAUUUUAAAUGUUUCAGUGUGCGAACUUAGAUUUAUUCUCAGCUGGGGUAGGCAGUAGCUGCUAAAAUUACAUGUAGAAAAUUCUGUCCUAGGAGUGUUUCUAUCAUAGUCCUCCUUGUAGAAUAUCAUAUUGAAACUAUUGUUAGUCAUCCCGGGCAUUGCAGCUGUAAACUAAUUUUAUGGUAACAAGAAAGUCAUAUGUUGACAUUUACCAUUGAAGGAGAAAAUGUAUGUUCCAUGGUAACAUUAUAUGUUACUUCUUAACAUGUAUAUGGUUAUAAUUCUUUAAAUAGCUACUCGGAGAGGAGUAAAUAAAUAAAGUGAUGUUCUCUGUGCUCUAAUAGUAAAGGUUCUGUCAGAAUCCCCAUAAUAACCCUUGACUUGGUCCAAAACCUCCCUGUUAGCUAAAAGCUGGAACAAAUGAAAUUAGAAAAAGAUAUUCACAGGGAAAAAUGAAAGGAAAGAUGAGGUUAUUUUGUAAUUGUCUGAGUGAAAUGCACUUAAAAGCUGGUUUCAGAUGUGUUUAACUCACAAGUGUUUCUAACCAUUCAUAUUAUUGCCUCAUUUUCAUAAGCAGUUAAGCCCACCUAGCUAUCUGUCCCCUCAUUAGCUCAUGUUUGAUCCUUGAUUCUUCAGUUUCUCCUUUCUUGUGUGCCCACUGAAGCCUAAGCAAUAUGCCCCUCUCAAAAAGUACACCUCUGUCCAUGCCUCCUAACCAAGUCUGGAGCACAAGCCCUACUCUUAGGUAUAGCUUUGCCCCCUGGGUCUCUACAGAUUGAAGAAAUUCACUCACAUUUAAGUUGCAUAAAAUGAAACCCUCACACUGUCUGACAGUUUCUGGAGAAAAAGAUGUCUUUAAAAUAGAGAGCAAGAGAAUUACAUUAAAUUAAAAGCAGCAGUUUGCAUCACAUGUAUCAUCUGGCUAAUUUCCCAAACCCAGAGAGGCAGGCUCUGGUUGCUUAGCUGCAGAAAAAAAAAGAAGCUCUCAUAUAUAUAAAGAGGAAAUCCAGUCUCUGACCUCUGUGGCCAGAAACACAUCUUGCUGUGGUGUCCAGAGAGUUCUUGCCUAUCCCUUUGCCUAGGGUACGGUGAUUAGGUACCUUCCCUGCUUCAAUCCAAGGCAGCUCUCCUUGUUUUACAAAUCAAUUUUCUCAAGAUGCAGCCCCACACAGUAAGCCUGGUGAACAAAUGAAUGAUGCAUCCUGCCAGAGAUGGCCAACAGAAGAGAUAUAUUUAAACCAUGAGCAAUGCAGCCUCUCUCAUGUCAAAUUCAAGUUAAGACUUCCACAGAUCACUGAAUCCAAUCUAGCCAAGCUUUUCAAAACCUUUUAUCUAGUUUUUUUCCUUGUCAUGAAAUAAAUCAUUGGCAGACCCUAGGUCACGCUCUUAAGGCCAAAGUUGGUAUGGCUUUUUAAAUGUGUGUAUGUAAAUAAAUGUUUACAUGCCAAAAUGUUAUCCAAUAUGAAAAAUUGGCCAAUAAUGAUUCUUGAGCUUUUUCCCAAAGUGCGCUAAAAUGGAAAGUUAAAGUGAAUGGCUCCAUAACCCAUUUUCAAUCUGCUGAGCAGCAAUCCAGGAAUUUAAGAGUUCUGCUCUUAUUAAAGCUAAUAACAAAGUUUACAUUGGCUUUACUUGCUCUAAGAUCAUAUCUUAAGUGGAUGGGCUUAUGGAUCUAGAUCUUCAGUUAGUGCUAAUAGAAUGGAAUCUAAUUAAUUACAUUAAUUUACCCCAGUUGAUGAUAUUGGUCACAGCACCUGCGCAGCGUUGGCUAACAUCCAACUGACCAAUGGUGUUAGAUCAGCGGUUCUCAAACUUUAGCAGCCCGAGAACUACUAUUUUGAUUUAAUUUUUUUCACUGGGCCCUCACUCAGCCCCUUCUCUUGGGCCCCACUCCUGCUUGCUCCAUCCCCCCCUCUUUCUGUUGCUAGCUCACCCCCAACCCUCACUCACUCUCACCAGG